AUGGGCCUGAGCGACGACCAGGAUCGCAUUGUGAUAAACGUGGGAGGGAUCAGACAUCAGACAUACCGCAGCACCCUGUGUACUAUACCCGGCACUCGCCUCUCCUGGUUGGCCGAGCCCGAUGCGCCCAACCACUUUGACUAUGAUGCCAAGAGCGAGGAGUUCUUCUUCGACCGCCACCCUGGGGUGUUUGCACAUAUCCUCAACUACUACCGAACCGGUAAACUGCACUGCCCGGCUGAUGUCUGCGGGCCUCUCUACGAGGAGGAACUGGGCUUCUGGGGCAUUGAUGAGACAGACGUGGAGCCAUGCUGCUGGAUGACCUAUCGCCAGCACCGGGAGGCAGAGGAGGCCCUUGAUAGUUUCAGUGGGGGGGGCUUGUUAGACCUGGGGAACGACGAUGGGGAGGCUGAGCAGGAGCAUGCUGCCGAGGAUGAUGUGGAUGAAAUGACAAGGAGGCUGGCACAGGGAGACACUCACAAUGUCAGGAGUGGAAACUUGUGGAGCCGGUGGCAGAAGCAUGUGUGGGCUCUGUUUGACGACCCUUACUCAUCUAAAUAUGCAAGGUGGGUGGCUCUGGCCUCGCUGUUCUUUAUUCUGGUGUCCAUCACCACUUUCUGUCUGGAGACCCACGAGGCCUUCAACCCCAUUGUCAACCGCACCGAGGUGAAGGUUGUGGACAACGUCACAGUGACGCACAACUACCAGGAGACCGAGACUGCGAUCUACCUCACCUACAUUGAAGGCGUUUGUGUGGUGUGGUUCACUUUUGAAUUUCUAAUGCGAAUAACUUUCUGCCCGAAUAAAUGUGACUUCAUUCGGAACGCCCUGAACAUCAUCGACUUCGUGGCCAUACUGCCCUUCUACCUGGAGGUCGGCCUCAGCGGACUCUCCUCCAAGGCGGCAAAAGACGUGCUGGGUUUCCUGCGAGUCGUCCGCUUCGUGCGGAUCCUGCGUAUCUUCAAGCUGACCCGUCACUUUAUGGGCCUGAGGGUGCUGGGCCACACGUUGAGGGCCAGCACCAACGAGUUCCUGCUCCUCAUCAUCUUUCUGGCCCUCGGCGUCCUCAUCUUUGCCACCAUGAUCUACUACGCCGAAAGGAUCGGAGCUAACCCCAACGACCCUCGAGCCAGUGAGCACACACAUUUCAAGAACAUCCCGAUUGGAUUCUGGUGGGCUGUGGUAACCAUGACGACCCUCGGCUACGGAGACAUGUACCCUAAGACGACCUCCGGUAUGCUGGUCGGAGCCCUGUGCGCCCUGGCGGGUGUGCUGACCAUCGCCAUGCCCGUCCCUGUGAUUGUCAACAACUUUGGAAUGUAUUACUCUCUGGCUAUGGCAAAACAGAAACUACCAAAGAAGAAGAAUAGGCACAUCCCGCGGGCACCGCAACCUGGUUCUCCAAACUUCUGUAAGUCAAGCAUCUGCUCCCAACAACCGAGCCCCAUUCCACACGACGACAUUUUCGAGAUAAAGUUUCAAGAUUCCAAGUUGAACGGUGAGGCAGCGGACGCAGCGCUGGCCAACGAAGAUUGCCCUCAUAUAGACCAGGCCACAUCUCCGGAGGAAAUCUUCAGCCCAAGCGAGGGAGAGCGGCCCUGCUUCCUGGUCACCACUUCUGAACGCCCCAACCACACAGGGGCCAGAGUGAGGAGGGAGACCCAGCGACAGCAGCGGAGCAGACAACCAACAGAGUCAGUUUGUGUUAUGAACCAUGGUGUCCCGACCACUAUGACCCAUAAAGGCCCAUCACCCACCUGAUAGUGCAGGAGCAUUGUUGUGUGUAUUACUUAGUCGUUUUGAAUGGGUGUGGCAGUGACAACCUGUACAUCACAAACUCAGCAUAGAUGUAGCACUGAGGAAGUUUUGUUGUCAAGCCUUAUGUUUCUCAGUAUCUGUCAAUAGUUACUGUGUUGUAAUUUAUGUGCCUAUUUUUGGUUUGUGCCAGUGCUGUAAAUAUGCUUUUUUUGUGUGCCAAAGUUGCGUGUACCAAUGUUUUUGAGUGAUCAUCAAAUAUAUGUGUGCUGCUUCUGUUGAAAGAAAAAAAAAUGUUGCUCCGAUUUUAAUCACCCAGCAAAAGAAAACUGUCACUUGUCAUGUCAGCCAGACGAAACAGUUGAAGCAAUCGUGAACUUUGCACUGUCAUCGUCACAUUUUUGUAGACUCUUGCACUGUUUUGCACGAGUGAGCCUUUAAUAUUCCUUUGAUAUGUUUUUAGGCAUCAAAUAGAUAACAUCCACACAAAAAAAGAAUGAAAAAAAGGUUAUGCUUACCACUCUUACCUUGCAUUAAUGAGGCAUUAAAAUGUAAAAGUGUGCCGUUAAUAAUUGGUAAAUAAUUGUUUGGUCAAUCAUAUCUUAUAUAGGGCUAUUCAGAAAGGAAUAGUAGAUGUAUCAACAUUCAUGGAACGUUGAUAUAUACUCACAGCUACAUUUUGAUUGACAGCUUAGAUCUAAAAUACAUUCCUUCAUAUCACAGCUCAGACAUUCAUAAUUAUCAUGUAGUAUAUUUUAAUUGUCAGUCAUGUAGAAUUGGGUUGUUUUUCUGCACACGCAAAUUGGCAUAAAGCCGUAGUAUGCAAUACUAACUAAUGCCAAAACAUGACACACAUACUGGACAAGUGCCUCUGCAAAUUAUUCUAACCAUUCAGGAGUUUAGCUUCACCAGCAUGACGAAUUGCAUUUCAUUUGACAUUAGUAAUCACCAGCCAUUGACAGCAUCAGUUCAGUAUUUAAAAAGCACAGACACAAUAAGGACCCCAUAAGGAUCAGCUUCUAACAGAGAGCAUUGAGCAGACCUAAAAAAAACAUAGAGGAGAGCACAUUGUGUACAUCGUACAGCUUCAUUGUUUGUGUAGAAAAGUUAGUGAGUAGGGACCAACUUUUUACCAAACACCUGCAAACACACUGCCAACAACCAAAAAUCUGUGUGAAGUCAGGUACAAUCUGCCAUUAGAGCUGAGCACAAAUGGGGGACGGCGUGAUGGACAUUGUCAGACGGAGUAAAUAACAAUAAUAGCCUCUGUUAAAUGAAUAACACAACUAAGAGGCAACCAAUGUGCCGUUGGGCGAGACUUGAGUGUGCGUUUUGAACACCGUGCAUUUUGUGGUUAGUUAUCUCAAUAAGGUGUUCAGUUUUGAUUGC
This is a messenger RNA of Pseudoliparis swirei, 3144 nucleotides long. It is a transcript of the gene kcnc1b, whose product is annotated as potassium voltage-gated channel, Shaw-related subfamily, member 1b. The transcript has 4 exons. Gene Ontology annotation, biological process: potassium ion transmembrane transport; protein homooligomerization. Gene Ontology annotation, molecular function: delayed rectifier potassium channel activity; protein binding. Gene Ontology annotation, cellular component: axon; dendrite membrane; voltage-gated potassium channel complex. The record is from RefSeq and is a predicted model, not a curated record. NCBI's taxonomy places the organism in Eukaryota, Metazoa, Chordata, Actinopteri, Perciformes, Liparidae. The coding region runs from base 1 to 1761 and encodes 586 amino acids.